UUAGGGUUUGCCUUCCCUGUCAAAGGACUGCAUUUAACACUUCCGGCGCACAUCCUCAAUCCCAUUUGCUUUCUACACUAUUCCAAGCUCCUUCUAAACAGAGUAGUGAUCACUGAAAAUUGAAAAAUGGUUCAGAGGCUCACGUAUCGUAAGCGUCACAGCUACGCCACUAAAUCCAAUCAGCACAGGGUCGUCAAAACCCCUGGUGGCAAGUUGGUGUAUCAGACUACAAAGAAGAGGGCGAGUGGACCAAAGUGCCCUGUUACUGGGAAGAGGAUCCAAGGGAUUCCACACCUGCGACCUGCUGAAUACAAGAGGUCUAGAUUGUCUAGGAACCGCCGGACAGUUAAUCGGGCUUAUGGAGGUGUAUUAUCUGGAGGUGCUGUUAGAGAAAGGAUAAUCCGGGCUUUCUUGGUUGAAGAGCAAAAGAUUGUGAAAAAGGUAUUGAAGAUCCAGAAGGCAAAAGAAAAGCUAGCAUCAAGGAGUUAAAUCGGUUGGUUGAUGGGGUCAUCGCUGAAAACAAAGCCUUUUGUUAAAAUAUGUAGUUGAGAAAUUUUGACUUCGGAUGUUGUCAAUUGUGAAUGUGGAACUUAAUUUGGAUUUAUAUCGUGUGUUUGCGUGUUU
Prosopis cineraria is the source of this 624-nucleotide messenger RNA. RefSeq names its product 60S ribosomal protein L34. NCBI's taxonomy places the organism in Eukaryota, Viridiplantae, Streptophyta, Magnoliopsida, Fabales, Fabaceae. The transcript is spliced from 4 exons. Gene Ontology annotation, biological process: ribosome biogenesis; translation. Gene Ontology annotation, cellular component: ribosome; cytosolic large ribosomal subunit. Bases 127 to 489 code for a protein of 120 amino acids. Gene Ontology annotation, molecular function: structural constituent of ribosome. The record is from RefSeq and is a predicted model, not a curated record.